AUGAAGCGUACCGCUUAUCUCAACGAUCAACGGGACAAAGCCACAAGAACAGCUACGAUGAGAGAGCAUCCCUAUGCAUCCCACAUCUCUAGGUUUGCAGUGUUUCCAUCCUUCAGCUCCCCUGAUGACCCACAGACAGGACAAACUAAACCAGUAAAAGAAGAGGAUCAAGGUUUCUACCCCACACCUUCAAAGAUAAUACAUCCCAACCCUCGACUUCGUGACUGGAAUUUGACAUUAUCAGAGCGUACAAGCAACAUGCUGAAAAACUUAGAAAGAACCCAAUGGAUCACCUCAUACCAAAUGCAAUAUUCAGGAUUGGGGGCAGCAAUUCCCAUGAAAAUAGAUGAUUUCAAGGAAAAAAUGUGUAACUUCAUCGGGAUGGAUUCACACUCUGCAACACAGCAAGCUCAAAGUAAAAUCUCUGUGUAUGAGGGCCGACAGAGAGAAAACUGCAGCGUUUGGUCAGAUGAACAUCUCAUGCGAGAACCUGAACCGCAAAACAUCCAAAAGGCAGAUGCUUCUCAGAUUGCAAAUCCAGAGCGAUGGCCAAACCUGGACAGCGGCCCAUAUUCUCAGACAGAGCUCAAAAGCAACAGCCGUCCCGUGCACCAGCAGGUAGUUGAUUUAUCAAGAGCCAAAAUGGCAAACUUUACCAGAAGACAGACAAGUUCUAAAUCAAAUACGGGGUUAAGAUCAGAGGCAUCCUCAGAUGAGGAAGGUAAAACAGAGCGCAGAGAGCCCACACUUGUUUUCUCUAAUCCCUGCAUUCUGCCUUACAUCCAGCAAGGGAGUCGUUCAGCCCGCCGUACUGGAACUGUGGCUACAAUUAGAGGAGAUUUAAGCCUUCUUGACAUGCAAAAUUCAUUCAGUAAAUCAGAGGCCCAUCGAAACUUCAACACAUCUGUGACUCGUGCCGCUGCGAACCUGAGAGACAACGUUGUCAGUGGCAAAAAACACAACUUCUUUGGAAUCAACUGCAACAACAUUCGUGGAUAA
This is a messenger RNA of Menidia menidia (Atlantic silverside), 999 nucleotides long. NCBI's taxonomy places the organism in Eukaryota, Metazoa, Chordata, Actinopteri, Atheriniformes, Atherinopsidae. The record is from the annotation of a GenBank genome assembly.